GUUAACACGUUGCAAAACUUAUUCGUGCCGAAUUUCUUAAGUUCUCGGAAAACAAAACUAAUAAUAAUUGAAUGAAUUAUUAAAUGUGUUGUUUGAUUAAGAAACAAUUUUGGUUUUUAUCAAGGACGGAACUAUCGUAUUAUUUAUUUAGUGUAAACAAGAUUGUCGCUUCGAGAACCAGUUAAUAUAAUGGUGUGUUGGUUGGUGUUAGGGUUUCUUGUGUUUUAUGCCAAGGGAUUACAUGCUAAACUGGGAGAACAGUGCCUAACUCCCAACAAAGGAACAGGAGUGUGCCAAGCACUAAAAUCUUGCAGCAUUUUGUAUGAUGCUAUUGCGUCCGAAAAUGGUCCAGACCCAGUACAGAUUCAGUUCAUAAGGGAAUCAUUCUGCGAUUACGAUGGUUCUUCAUAUGCGGUUUGUUGCGGGGAUACCGCCAACUUCACUUCAAGUCUGUUGCCUGAUCGAUCGACCUGUGGGAUACAAUCGGCAAACAGAAUAAUUGGUGGCGAGACCACCGACAUGGAUGAGUUUCCCUGGAUGGUUCGCUUGAAGUACUUCAGAAGCGACAAUAGCACCGUGUUUGCUUGUGGCGGAUCUCUAAUUUCAAACCGAUAUGUUCUCACAGCUGCCCACUGUGUCUCGAAGCCCAUUCUGGCAGUCAGGGAAAUUACACUGGGUGGCGUAAGAUUGGGCGAAUGGUUCACUGGGACUAAUCCAGAUUGUUCGGCAAUAAUUUCAACAGAGUGUAACGAUCCAUACGUGGAUGUAAAUGUGGAAGAGGCAAUUGCCCAUCCCAAAUUUGAUAACAGCAAUUUGAAUGAUAUCGCUUUGAUUCGAAUGGCUGAAGAGGUUAAAUUUACAGAUUAUAUAAAACCAAUAUGUAUACCCCUAUUGUCUGAAAUACCAAACGUGGGCACCUUACUGACAGUAUCCGGAUGGGGUCAAACGGAAACGGAGUUAGACAGCAAAUAUAAACUUAAAGUUUCCGUACCGUUGGUGCCGAGAUCCAGAUGCAGUCAAAUAUUCCAUUUUAAUCUACAAUUUACUCAAAUCUGUGCGGGUGGUUUGAAAGAGAAGGAUUCGUGCAGAGGUGACAGUGGCGGACCGCUGAUGGGCACCGUCAAAACUGAUUCAUCACAGUGGUUGGUGCUAGGAAUCGUGUCGUUUGGAUCAUUUCCCUGUGGCUUGGAAAAUAGACCGGGAGUAUAUACGAGUGUGGCCAGUUACUACAACUGGAUUAGUUCGACCUUGAGACUGUAAUUUUAUUAUAAAUAAAUAAAUUGUUUUAUCAAGAAAAAAAUAAUUUCAAUGUAUUUCUUAAAUAAUUAAGUAUAUAUUUCUAUUUAAAUAUAGAGGGUUUUUAACGAA
Aethina tumida (small hive beetle) is the source of this 1368-nucleotide messenger RNA. Its product is annotated as phenoloxidase-activating factor 3-like. Gene Ontology annotation, biological process: proteolysis. NCBI's taxonomy places the organism in Eukaryota, Metazoa, Arthropoda, Insecta, Coleoptera, Nitidulidae. Gene Ontology annotation, molecular function: serine-type endopeptidase activity. The transcript has 5 exons. The record is from RefSeq and is a predicted model, not a curated record. Bases 190 to 1260 code for a protein of 356 amino acids.